Molecule: messenger RNA, 1000 nt
Organism: Lathyrus oleraceus (garden pea)
Lineage: Eukaryota; Viridiplantae; Streptophyta; Magnoliopsida; Fabales; Fabaceae
Exons: 3
Coding region: 300-812 (170 amino acids)
Source: RefSeq, a predicted model, not a curated record
UUGUUUUGUGUCGUGUUGUGUACACUGAACAAGACCAGAGUUUGUCUAUUUAUUUGUCCUUCCACGAAUCUAGAGAAACACCAACGUCAACUCAGUUACACUCUCAGUUUCAAACACUUUCCUCUCUCUCUGCAACUACAUGUUCCGAUCUACACUCUCCAACUCCAAGGCUAUGCAUUUUGUUUAGAUUUUAUAGAGCUGCCACUAACCUUCUGGGAGCUAUAAAGCAUUGGCACAGAGUCCGGUGCGGUUGAUACUAGCGGAUACACUUCGACUCCGAUGCUAUCCCUACUCUGAAAAUGGAAAACAAUCAAAGUGCUUCUGAUACACAAGACAAUUCUAUGAUGAAGUCCGUUGAUCAAAGAGAACACUCUACUAAAGGGUGUGGUGACUUAGUGACACGACGUCUGAAGAAUCGAGAGAGACAACGUAGAUACAGAGCACGUAAGCGUCUAGAAUCUGGAACCACUGAUUCUUUCGAUGUAGAACAGACAGCUGCAAUGCAAGUAGAGCUACAACCAAACAGGAAUCGCAACAAUUUUGUGACACGCAUAUAUUGUAACCGAGAUUGGAAAAAGGAUGCACGGCGGGCCCAUCUUACAAAGCGUCGAGAGAUGCACGGGUCUAUUGAUCAUUCCAUGACACCAGUUAAUGUACCCGAGGUGACAUGCUUAGGCACAGGGAACAAGUCAGAAACAAUGCUAGACAGAGAAAACCAAUCCGGAUCUUCUAACAUUGGUUAUAAUGAAACACCAAGGACCGUGCUUUGUCGUAGAGAUUGGAAAGCAGAAGCUAGAAGAAAGAAAAACUAGUGAUUUUUCUCAUGUCUUUGAAGUUAUGAGCACUUUUAAAGAGUUUUUUUUACCACUGGAUUGUCUGUUGUAUAAUAAAUUUCAUAAAGUGUAAAGAAUGCUGGAACCUGUUACAUCAUUUGUCUGGCUUUGAAGUUAUGAGCACUGAGAGAGGAAAAAAAAGUGCUUAUGUCUCAUUUUUCACUUAA